This is a messenger RNA of Linum tenue, 2187 nucleotides long. NCBI's taxonomy places the organism in Eukaryota, Viridiplantae, Streptophyta, Magnoliopsida, Malpighiales, Linaceae. The record is from the annotation of a GenBank genome assembly.
AUGGUUAGAAGAUAUUAUCUUCAGAAAGGUCCUUGUCGACCCAAUCAUAAUUUUCCAACUAAAGAUGUCGGGGGAAGGCUUCGCAGCUUUAAAGCUUCUUGGUAUAAAAAAUAUCAUUGGCUGGAGUAUAGCAUUGCAAAAGAUGCUGCAUAUUGCUUGCAUUGUUUCUUGUUUCGAAGUGAUGAUGGUAGAAAAGGUGGAGGUGCUUCUUUCAUUUCUACUGGUUUUAAAGCAUGGAAUAGAGGAGAUGAAGCUCUUGAUAACCAUGUUGGUUUUGUUAAUAGCGAGCACAAUAAGGCUGUGAGAAAGUGUGAAGACUUGUUAACACAGUCACAAAGCAUUAGAGUUGAUUUAUGCAAACAGUCAGACCAAGUAAAGAAAGAUUAUAGAAUUCGUUUGCAAGCUUCAAUUGACUGCAUCAGGCAUUGUGUACGCCAAGGUCAUGCACUUCGUGGACAUGAUGAAUCAGAAAGUUCGAAGAAUAGAGGGAAUUUCAUUGAACUUCUAAAGUUCCAUGCUUUUGGUAGAGUGGAUGUGCAUAGUGUUGUGUUGGAAAAUGCACCUAAAAAUCUUCAAAUGACUUCCCCAGAUAUACAAAAGGACAUUGUUCAUGCUAUUGCAUUUGAAAUAACUAAGGAAAUAAUUUGUGAUAUUGGAGAAGAUCUGUUUUCCAUUUUGGUGGAUGAGGCUCGUGAUACAUCAAUCAAAGAGCAUAUGGCUGUUGUGUUACGUUAUGUAAACCAAGAAGGGUAUGUGAUGGAGAGACUUCUUGGGAUUGCUCAUGUUUCAGAUACUAAAGCCUUGACACUUAAAAUGGAAAUUGAAUCAAUUCUAGUGACAAGUGGAUUGAGCUUGUCAAGAAUAAGGGGCCAAGGUUACGAUGGAGCUAGCAACAUGAGUGGGGAAAUCAAUGGACUCAAGGCUUUAGUUUUGGCAGAAAACUCAUCAGCUUACUAUGUUCAUUGUUUUGCCCAUCAACUGCAGUUAACGCUUGCUGUUGUUGCUAAACAACAUGGAGACGUUAGUGGCUUCUUCACGCUUAUUACCAACUUGAUUAAUUUGGUAGGAGGAUCGUGUAAGAGGAUGGACAACAUUCGAGAAAGUCAAGCUGCUAAAGUUGUUGAGGCAUUAUGUUGUGGUGAACUUGAGACUGGACGGGGUUUAAAUCAAGAAGUUGGUCUUAAAAGGCCUUGUGAUACUCGUUGGGGAUCUCAUUUUGACACACUUCUUAACUUGCCUGCGAUAUACUCUUCUGUUAUUGAUUGUUUGGAUAUCAUCAAAAAGGAGGCAAAAGGUGAAGCAAAGGGUGAAGCAUCUGUCACAUUGAUAUGCAUCCAAAGUUUUGAUUUUGCAUUCAUCUUGCAUAUGAUGAUUAAAGUGUUAGCAAUUACUAAUGAGUUAUCUAAAUCAUUGCAAAGGAAAGAUCAAGACAUAGUGAAUGCCAUGCAGCUUGUUCGUGGAGCAAAGCUUAGAUUACAAGAUUUGAGAGAUAAAGGAUGGGAGUCUCUUCUUGAUAGUGUGAUUUCCUUUUGCAAGAAGGAAUAUCUUCCCAUUUCCAACAUGGAUGAGUUAUACAUUCUUUCUGGAAGGCCAAGGAGAAAUGCUCAACAAAUCACCAAUCUGCAUCAUUACAAGGUUGAGUUAUUCUAUACAGUGGUGGAUAUGCGGUUACAAGAGCUUAACAGUCGUUUUGAUAAGGUGAACACUGAAUUGCUAUGUUGUGUGGCUUGCCUAAAUCCGGAUGAUGCAUUUGCUGACUUUGACAAGGAAAAUUUGUUGAAGCUUGCUACCUUCUAUCCUAAUGAAUUCUCGAUUGAUGAUAUCUUACAUCUUGAUCCUCAGCUAGAUAGUUAUAUCUUUGAUGUGAAGAUGAAUACGAGGUUCACUAAGUUGAAGGGAAUUGCUGAGCUUUGUAGGGAAAUGGUUGUGGCAAAGAAGUUUCGAUCGUUUCCGCUAGUGUAUCGACUUGUGAAAUUGGCGUUGUUGUUACCAGUUGCCACCGCUAGUGUUGAAAGAGUUUUUUCCGCAAUGAACUACGUGAAGAACACACUACGAAGUCGAAUGAGUGAUGAAGGGUUGAAUGAUUUUUUGGUAGGAUAUGUUGAGAGUGACAUCUUAGAUAGGUUGGAUGAUGAGUGUAUUUUACAAACUUUCCAAGAUAUGAAAACACGUCGUGGAUCAUUGUAA